UUCCUGUGUUCUGAAUCUUACCGAAUUCUACGACUACUGCCACCACUACUGCCACUACUCGCCGUAUAUAUGUGUUAGCGUUCCGUGUGUUUUUCCUCUUCACGAUGCCACGCCAACUUCCUCCCACCCAUCUUAGAGUCCCGAGUGCUCCCUCCCUCCCUCCUAGAUUCCAGGUCUCCCAGGCUGGCGCUGAGAACGUCGUCAUAAAUCACUACAAUACCGAGAAACUCAUUCCGACCAUUCCCGGCUUUCGAACAAGUGCUGCCUUCCUCACAUCGCUGAGCGCAAACCUCCGAAUAGACCCAGACCUCCCAUCACCACUCCUCACACCCAACAACUUCCGCACCGGCGCAGGAAACACCCAACUCCCACUGCCACCACCCUCACCCCUCGCCUUCCAGCCUCACCACCACGAGACAAUCGCAGCCUCAAACCCGUACCCAUCCCCACCCGCCUCAGCAUCCUCCUCAUCCUCCCUGUCCUCCACCCUCCCACCAUCCAGCAUGUCCCUCACCGACGACGCAACCUCCCCACCCACCUCGAAACCCCCGUCCGACGACCUCCCCGAACUCACCACCUACACCGCGACCACAGACGACGAGAAGAUCUCCGGCCUCCGCCUGAUCGCCGACUCCGUCGCCCAGCAGCGGCAACUCGCGUCCCGCAUGCUCCUCGCCCACCCCUUCAACCUCGCCGCCUACGUCCUCACCCUCGCAAUCCUAACCCAAUACUUCCUCAAGACCCGUGGCGCCGACCCGCUCAUCCUGCUCACCACCGUCGGCGGCCUCACCAUGGCGUGUCUCGCGGCCGUCCGCAUGGCUGUCGGCGGGUACCUCACGCUCGCGGAGGACGUCAAUUGGGAGUGGCUGGGCGAGGACCGCAUGUUGGUGGUGAAGUGGGGAGGGGAGAUUAUCGGCGCGUUGGUGCUGGGCUGGGAGGACAGCAAUGAGGCGGGGAAGAAGAGGGGAGGGGGCCGCAGGAGGAGGGGCAAGGCGGUCGUGAGGGCGUGGACGGUCAAGCUGAAGUAUAGGGGGAAGGGAGUGGGCGAGGGGUUGUUGGAGGAGGCGGUGGCGGUUGCGGGCGAGAGGGGCGCGGAUGGGAUUGUGUUUGAUAGGAGGCAUGCUAAUGCUCAACGCGUUCUCCCUGCUUUCUACAACGGAUUCUUGGACCGACGCGACGAGAGGGCCUCCAAGGCUCUCGAGAAGGUUGCGGAUGAGAAGGGCAACUUCAGACAGCGCAGGUCGUCGCCUACUUGGGGCAGCAGAUAGAUGCUUAGAGAGGUUAGAGGGGGAAGGUUUAGAAAUGUGUGAUACACGGCCGAAUUCCUUUGGUUGCAUGACGUUUCCAACCCUCAAGACAGAAAACACAAAAGAAAUGAACAAUAUCAAUUC
Molecule: messenger RNA, 1391 nt
Organism: Aaosphaeria arxii CBS 175.79
Lineage: Eukaryota; Fungi; Ascomycota; Dothideomycetes; Pleosporales
Exons: 3
Coding region: 105-1268 (387 amino acids)
Molecular function (GO): acyltransferase activity, transferring groups other than amino-acyl groups
Source: RefSeq, a predicted model, not a curated record